AAUUUGGAAGAUGUUCACAAUCACUAACUACACUCUCUCCUAAAAUGGCUUCCUCCACCAAUCAAUUUUGUCUCUUCCUUCUCCUCCUCACACUCUCUUCCUCGCUCCACACUCAUGCAAGAGACAGCCAAUUCUUCAACAAAGCCUCCGCCAUCCCCACCACCGCAACCGCCGUCCCCGACGCCCAACAACCCAAUUUCCUCCCCGAAGACGAAAACAGCUACGGCCUCUACGCCCACCACUCCAUCCCCACCGCGGCACAACCGCACCUCCCCAAGAACUACAACCCGGUGGCCUACGUCACCUUGCCGGAACACACCAACAACAAAUACAACGGCGGCUUCAACAGUGCCGGCGAUUUCCAGCCGCAAGGGAUGAGCGACACCAGAUUCUUGGAAAGUGGCAAGUAUUUCUACGAUUUAAAUACGGAGAAAUACAGCAGCAACCAUCCGUAUGAAAUCCUAAGGGAAGAUCAAACAAGAAAUGGAUUUUACAACAAGAAUUUCUAUGGAAAUAGUGAGAAUGCGUAUGAAUUUAAUGGCGAAGGGUAUCAGACUCAAGAUGAGUUUGAAGAUGAAGUCAAUAAUUUGCCUUGAUUGUUAUUUUGCAGUAAUAAUUAGUUGCGUGUCUUUUUCUUGCUCGCUGUUUUGUGAUGCUUAAUGUUGUGAAUAAAGAAUGAAAAUCGGACUAAUUCGAUCAUCUGCCUUAGUGUUGUACGUGGAAUAUUUGUAUACUGGGUGAGUUUUAAAAUGAGAGAAAAAAAUAUAUUUUCAUCCA
Molecule: messenger RNA, 777 nt
Organism: Salvia miltiorrhiza (redroot sage)
Lineage: Eukaryota; Viridiplantae; Streptophyta; Magnoliopsida; Lamiales; Lamiaceae
Product: protein E6-like
Exons: 1
Coding region: 45-596 (183 amino acids)
Source: RefSeq, a predicted model, not a curated record